AUGAGUUACUACAACUACUAUCCCUCUACCACGCCCGCGUACGCACAGCCUCCCGUCCACGCCCCUCUAGGCCCGCGAGAGCUCAACGACCACCCAAACGACGUCUCGUCUCGACGCCGCGCCACACCCCCUGCGGUGCCCUUUGGUCACGAAGCCUUCCAUCACCGCGCCCUUCGCAUCUCCCAGGAUGACCCGGCCAGAUACCUCCACGCCCACGCCCUUGGGUCAUGGCCAGCACAACGCCCGUACGCACUCCACCACGCGGAGGUCGUUCAUGACUACGCCCACGACGGUCCUGCCCGCCCACGACACGCCCACGGGAGUCAUGACGCCCCGAGAAGCUACGCAGCCUUUGUGUUGGGCGGCCCCCAGCGCCCACUCCCGCCCGCGCCCCAGCUGGGAAGUUUCCCUUCAGAAGCGGUCGGAUUCUCAAGCGCGUCCGGCAGAGCCAAAACAGCAGAGGGAUUUCUAGCAGGACGAACCGCCGCCACAGCAGAGGAACUGACACCAGGGAAAUCCUCAGCAGCAGCAGCAGAGAAAGCGGCAGCAGACGAUCGAGAAGUUAGCGUGGCAGCAAGAGCAGAAAAACGGGGGAAGUUUUACCAGAAACUGAAGGAGAGAACUCACAGCAAGAUCGCGCGCAAGUUCCGUGGAAGAGUUAAAAAGGCCCGCCACGGGACCCUCGAGCCAGCCCGCGUCGCGUCCCACGGCCGCCGCAGCUCUGGUCCUCACCGGGGUUUCCUGAAGGCGUCCUACGUGCCCUCUUGCGCCAGAGACACCAACCGCUCCUAUUGUCUGCUGGACGAGUCUUACCCGAGCGCUUUCAUAGCAGAGGAACUGGCGCUUCACUACGAAUUCCUCAAGGACUUGUGGCGACCCUCGGAGAUGCCCAGCGUAACCAACCACAGCCACAAUUCCAGUCACGACACGCCCCCUGUAUUUACGAGGAACAGCAGACAGGGGAAGACGAGACAAGCAGAAACGAAAAUAAAGCCUACGAAACGUGGAAGGGAAGAAGAAGAGGAAGCAGAAGAAGCAGAAGGAAAAGGAAAAGGAAGACGUUGGUCGAACAAAAAGGAAGCAGGAGAGGGAUGGAGUUGCCCGACCCAUCAACACAGGGAGCGGCUGUCCAUGGCUAGGAACACGAGAGGGAAAUGGCGACUCAUAGUGAACGUGGACGGGAAUCCAUCUCUUCGCCAGACGACAUCAAUAGAGGAAUGUGCCAGGCAAGAGACGUCAUGCGACCUCCUCCCCACUCUGGUGACGUCCCGCUGCGUCCAGAAGCAUGUCGUCCACAACCUCUUGUCGUGGGCUCCUGAAGAAGGUUUCUACGUCGACUCAUACAGCUUGCCAAGUGCCUGUGUGUGUUAUAUAUCGCGGGUAGACCUUCACUUGCUCUAUACUUUUGUGGAGAAUUGGGACAUCCGUCACUGAUAUCUGACCGGUUUACUCAUUGUUUACGAAGUGUGUAUUGUAUGGUUUAUUUAAUAAUAUAUGUUAAGGUUUAUUUUUUUAUACUAAAUAUGUUUAAAUCAUAACUUUCGAAGUAAUGGUUAUCAAAAUCUUCCCCUUAUAUGUUUUACAUGAUCACUUUCUACAUCCAUACUUACGUCAGUGUACUUUUGCGAAUAAACUUUUUAUAAAUGUAAAAUUUUGUAGAUACAGCACUCGAGUUUGAGGGUUAUGUCCCAGCAACUAGCAGUCAGCAAUAAUACUGAUUAUUGAUUCUGUCAAACCCACGGAAUAGCUGUAAUUACUAAAUGACUAGCUGAAUAUACAGGCAUCAAUAUCGAUAACAAACAAGAUCACUCUAGAAUAUGACUGGCGGAAUUUGUCAUUGUUAUAUGUGUAUUUACGAGGGGCGCUCAUUAAAGAUUUCCUCUGACCCACUUCCCAUGGAUGUACAGAAAUGAAACGUCGUACAAUUAUUAGUCUUUCUCUAUAUGGGUCUCACAAAGAGUGACACUUCUCCCAUCGUUUCAUGCAGGUGUGGACUCCUUGCUUGUCUGCAAGUUGCGUUUGAAGCCAUGGAGUGACUUCAGAAUCGGCGUUUCAUUAUUUUGGAAAUGUUUGCCCUUUAAAAUUUAAUGCAAGAUCAGGAGAAUAAGGAGGAUGAGGAAGGAUGCCGCAGACGCAGGACCGCGCUUCCAUCUGGGCACUGUGAAAGUUUUGAACUUGGGCGUUGUCUUGUAGGAGGUGAACACCUUUGGUCAACAUUCUACGCCUCUUGGUUUUGAUAGCCUCCUGCAAUUUCUGUAGCAGUGAAGCAUAGUAAGCUCCUGUAAUUGUAGUAACUUUUGCCUAGAAAUCCACCAUCACUACUCCAUGCUGGUUUCAAAAGACUAUGAGCAUGACCUUGCCUGCCGAAGGUGUGACACAUGCCUUUUUGGGUAGUGAGUCAAAGUGCUGCCACUGUUUUGACUGGGCCUUUGUUUCUGGAUCAUGGUGCUGGACUUGUUCCUGGUUCUGGAAAGGUGUGUAUAGCCUGCUUUUGCAUGUGCAUCUUAACAUCUUGCAAUAGAUGACAAAAAGUAAUAUAGCAAUCUUCCAAAAUGGCAGUCUGCACUUGAUGGAUGGUUUCCUCAUGAAUUUCAGACUGGGGUUGCCCUGGGAUAGGAACAUUUUCCACAGAUCUCUGACCAUACCUGAACUGGUGUUGCCAAUGUUUAACAACUUUAUAUGAUGGGGCAUCCUACCCAUAAGUUACUUUCAUUUCAUCGAAGGUCUCGUGUUGUGUGUGGCCAUUCAAGUAUUUAAACUGAUCACUGCUCGAUACUCCACUGGUCCCAUUUUCACACCUUACUGCACCUACUGUAACAGAUGUUUUGAGUUAAGGACAGGAAAUCCAUACAUGACCUAAAGAGAGGUGCAUCAUCACGCAUCUGAAAUUUCAGCCUCUUAGUAUAAGUGGAAGUGGGUCAGGGGAAAUCUUUCAUGAGCCCCCUUGCAGCCAUUCAAAUAAUAUUGACAACGAAUAUCUGUUUCAUGAAAUAGGAAAGACUGUUGUAAGUUACACUGACAUGUCAAGACUAGCAAAUCUGCUGAUUUGUGCAAAAUGAUCAUAGUUCAUACAACUAUGACAUGGAAACAUAUCUGGUGUAGUUAAUAAAAAUGCACAAGGUAUAAAGCACUCCAUAUUCAAAGUUAUAUAUUUAUUUAACAUGAGUUACAUACAGUUUCAAAGUAGUAACACUGAGUCUGGUGUCGAAAUACACUGGUCCCUUCUGCUACCUGCAGGUUGAGGGGUAAAAAGUGAGAGAGAGAAAAAAAGAAAAAGAAAAACAAAGAGGAAUGCUUAAGCUUUCCUUUAGGAGCAACAAGGAAACCUGCAUUCACAAAUCCAAAAACAUUGUGCAGCAUUUCCAAAACAUACCCAUAUCCUUAAUAACACAACUCAAGUUUUAAGAUAUGGGUAAGAAUGUGUUUGUUUAAAAUCCACUUUCUAAGGGAGAAAUAUAGUCAUAUAUUUUUUAGAUAUAUAUGAAAACACUGACACUGGGUGUGCUACAUAACUUGUGCUGCUGCAGAUUUUGAAAUGGAUUAAAACACAAACUUUGACUUGCUUGUGGGUCUGUUUAUGUUCAUAUGCGUGUGUGCAUGUGCAUGUGUGUAUUCCUGUGUGUGUAUGCGCAUGUGUGUGGCAUUCAUUUGUGUGUAUACCCAUUCAUGGGUUCAUGUGUGUAUGCACGGGUAAAUGUAUGUGUUCAUGCCUUUGUGAGCAUGUGUGCCAGCCCUUUCAGUUACUUUAAAAUAAUCAGUACAUCAGUAAUAACAGACAACGCAGACAGUAAUAUUAAAUAAGUAGUAGACAAAUUACCAAGAGCAUAACCUCCAUACGACAUAUAUAUAUUUGCACAAAUCAUACUAUGGAGUAAAAUUACUAUAUUUCACAUACAAAAGAAAUAUAAUACUGAACAUACUACUAGAUACACAGAAUUCAUACCAAAGAAUUUAAAACUGAAAGAAACAAUCUGAUUACAAUCUUCAUUACUCUUCCAAAUCUGUAAUAUCAAAUUUCACAAAUAUCCAAACUACUAUUCCCAGAUAGUGCAAAGAAAACCCUUUACCAGUUAUUGUGAAAACUUAUACAGAUAAGAAUUAUUUACGAACAAAAUCAGCUUGAACACCCAGCAUUGUCCUAUCUGGAUGAUGAAUAAUGAAAAUAUGAGGAGUAAUAAUGCUGUUUUUAAUCAUCGAUCAAAAUGAUUUUCCCAAAAAGGUACAUACAAUAAUCAUUAUCAAUAGGAAUAAUUUAAACAGUAAUAAUAUACAUAUUUGUCCUAAGAUUAUGUUUUUUCCAAAUUCCAAAGCCUAAAGUUUUACUAACAUUUACAAAAAAAGAAAAAGAAAAAGGAAAGGAAAAGAGAGAAAAAAAAAAAAAAAGGAAAAAAGGGAAAUAAUAAGAAGAGAACAUUUCUUAAAUUUUAGCCCUACUUAAAAAUGGCUAAAAUCAGUUUAUCUAUUUACUAAUCUCUUGGAGACUGCAAUGGUGUCAAACUUAUAAGUUACUUUGGCAUUCAUAUGCUAGCACAUUACCUUCAAGCUACUAUGCAAAAAAGCACGCACACACACACACACACACACACACACACACACACACACACACACACACACACACACACACACACA
This is a messenger RNA of Penaeus chinensis, 4629 nucleotides long. RefSeq lists its product as uncharacterized. Gene Ontology annotation, molecular function: Toll binding; growth factor activity. Bases 1 to 1434 code for a protein of 477 amino acids. NCBI's taxonomy places the organism in Eukaryota, Metazoa, Arthropoda, Malacostraca, Decapoda, Penaeidae. The transcript has 8 exons. Gene Ontology annotation, cellular component: extracellular region. The record is from RefSeq and is a predicted model, not a curated record. Gene Ontology annotation, biological process: innate immune response; central nervous system formation; regulation of Toll signaling pathway.